This is a messenger RNA of Drosophila serrata, 783 nucleotides long. RefSeq names its product antigen 5 like allergen Cul n 1. Lineage: Eukaryota; Metazoa; Arthropoda; Insecta; Diptera; Drosophilidae. The record is from RefSeq and is a predicted model, not a curated record.
AAUACAAUAAACAUGCGAUGUGCGAUGCUGAUCUUGGUGAUCCUGGCAACUGUCCAGGCCCACCUGUCCUGGUGCGAUCCGGAAUUGUGUCCGGAUAAUACGGUGCACAUAGCCUGCAAUAAUAAUGGGGUAAGACUUCAUGAGACCUGCUCGCCGGAUGCCACCAUGGUGGACAUGAAGCCCUAUCGCUCUUUCAUUCUGGAUGAGCAUAAUAAGCGACGAAACUAUAUUGCCUCUGGUUCACUGCCAGGUUAUUAUCCCACUCGCAUGGCCACCAUGGUAUGGGAUGAGGAACUGGAGUAUCUGGCCACUUUGAACCUAAAGACCUGCUACCUGGAGCAUGAUGACUGUCAUAAUAGCUAUCGAUUCCGUAAUCUGGGUCAGAACCUGUGCGGCGUAGAUCCCAGAAAUUGGCCCUUAAAUGUGACCAAUCUGGUGGAGCAAUCGAUGGGUUUGUGGUUUGGAGAGCAUCGACUGAUCGAUAGCAGCUAUAUAAGUGACUUUAGGCUUACCAGAAAUCAUGAAAAGUAUGGACACUUUGUGGAGACGGUGGUGGACAGGAACACCCAUGUGGGCUGUGCCAUGAUGCGUUUCACCAAUCCGCAGUAUCCCUUCCUGUAUAUCUACAAUACCGCCUGCAACUAUGCCAGUGUCUAUGCCAUUGGUGUGCCAGUUUAUAAUGCCGGUGAACCCGCCUCCCAGUGCCGAACGGGCAGCAAUCCAGACUAUCCCGCUCUCUGUUCCAUCAAGGAACAGUACAAUCCCAACUAUAAUCUAUACUAA